AUGGGUAGCGAUUCUAAGCAGGCCGGUCCACCAAAGUUCCAGUUCUACAACUCCGAGACUGGCGAGCUCUUGGGACGAAAUGGCGCUUCUUGGCUCAAGAUCACCGUUUUCUACAUCGCCUACUUCACCUUCCUCGCCGGUCUUUUCAUGGCUUCCAUCUCCGUCAUGAAGACCACCGUCAACGACGACAAGCCACGACUUCAGACCCGUCUCCAGAUCCCUGGCCUCCACGCUCUCCCCAAGCUCAGCCCAAUGAACGACGCCCAGUCCGCUCGUCUCUCCGACAACGGCGGCGUUGCCAUCAAGUACGACCCCAACAACGCUGAUGACUACUCCAUCUACACCGGCAUCCUCGACGAGAUCAAGGCCGAGUAUUCCGGCGAAGCUGACACUCCAUUCGACGUCAACUCUCUUGGCGCAUGCGGAAGCGGCAACUACGGUUAUGAUACCGCCUCUCCUUGCGUCUGGAUCCGACUCAACAAGGUCAUCGACUGGACCCCCGUCGGCUACUUCGCCCCCACCGAAGCGCAAGGUUUCACCGCCGCUUCCCUCAACAGCCGAAUGGAGAAGGAUGCCGUCUACGUCCGAUGCGAAUCCAAAGAAGUCGAAUCUGAGGACCGAGACGUCGCCAGCUUCGAAUACUUUGGUGGUACUGAUGGCAACCUCGAGUCCAAAUACUACCCCUUUACUGGCAAGAAGGCCCAGCCCAACUACGAACAGCCAAUUGUCGCCGUCAGGAUCAAUGGCCUCAAACCUGGAGUUAACACUCGAAUCUACUGCCGAGCUUUCGCCAAGAACAUCCCCAUUGAUGACCGAGACAACCUUGGAUCCAUCACCUUCGAGGUCACUCAGGGCACCGCCGAGUAA
Oikopleura dioica is the source of this 867-nucleotide messenger RNA. Lineage: Eukaryota; Metazoa; Chordata; Appendicularia; Copelata; Oikopleuridae. The record is from the annotation of a GenBank genome assembly.